GGCGCGGCGGGAGAUCGACGCGCGGCUCCGCCAAUCCGCGCGGAGGCGCGAAGGGCCCGCCGGGAGCGGGGGCCGGGCCAACAUGGCCGCCUGGGUGCGAUCCGGGUGAGGCUGCCGUUGCCGGCCGCUCGCGCGCCGCCGCCGCCGCCGCCCCGUCAUGCUGGUGCACUUCUUGCGGGUGGGGAUUCGGGGGGGCUGCGCCCCAGGCCGGCCGCUGCACGCCCUCCGUCUCCAGACGUUCUCGGCCGUCAGGUGCCCGGAUGGCGGCCCCGGCUCCCACCUGCUCAAGGCCGCGGCCCACCUGCGCGCCCGGCUCCCUGCCCGCCCACCCUGCCGCAGCCCUGGGGCCUGGCGCUGGCUGGGGACGCUGCUGCUUGGCCCCGUGUUGCUGCCCGGGGCCCCGCGGCUCUACCUGGUGGCUCGCUGCGAGGCCGACGAGGCCCCCCGGGCCUCUCCCAGACCCCGCGUGGCCGAGCCCCGCUUCAACUGGAGGCUCUUCUGGCAGUUUCUGCGCCCCCACCUGGUCCUCCUGGGGGCGGCCGUCCUGAUGGCCCUGGGCGCGGCGCUCAUCAACGUGCAGAUCCCCCUGCUCCUGGGCCAGCUGGUGGAGAUCGUGGCCAAGUACACACGGGAGCAGGCGGGCAGCUUCCGGGCCGAGUCCCGCAGCCUCAGCGCCCAGCUGCUCCUGCUCUAUGGCCUCCAGGGCCUGCUGACCUUCGGCUACCUGGCCCUGCUGUCGCGCAUGGGCGAGCGCAUGGCCGUGGACAUGCGGGGCAGUCUCUUCGGCAGCCUGCUACGGCAGGACAUUGCUUUCUUCGACGCUAAGAAGACCGGGCAGCUGGUGAGCCGCCUGGCCACUGACGUGCAGGAAUUUAAAUCCUCCUUUAAGCUGGUCAUCUCCCAGGGGCUGCGGAGCUGCACGCAGGUGCUGGGCUGCCUGGUGACCCUGUCCAUGCUGUCCCCGCGCCUCACGCUGCUGCUGAUGGUGGCCACGCCGGCCCUCAUGGGCGCCGGCACGCUGAUGGGCUCCGCGCUCCGCAAGCUGUCGCGCCAGAGUCAGGAGCAGAUCGCCCGGGCCACGGGGGUGGCCGACGAGGCCCUGGGCAACGUGCGGACGGUGCGGGCCUUCGCCAUGGAGCCGUGGGAAGAGGCGCGCUAUGGGGAUGAGCUGGAGGCCGCCUGCUGCAAGGCCGAGGCCCUGGGCCGGGGCAUCGCCUUGUUCCAAGGCCUCUCCAACGUCGCCUUCAACUGCAUGGUCCUGGGCACCCUCUUCGUCGGGGGCUCCCUCGUGGCUGGGCAGCAGCUCAGAGGAGGCGACCUCAUGUCCUUCCUGGUGGCCUCCCAGACUGUGCAGAGGUCCAUGGCCAACCUCUCCGUCCUCUUCGGGCAGGUGGUCCGGGGGCUCAGUGCCGGCGCCCGCGUCUUUGAGUACAUGACGCUGCAGCCUCUCAUCCCCCUCUCAGGGGGCCACUGCGUCCCCCGGGGCCAGCUACAGGGUGCCAUCUCCUUCCAGGACGUUUCCUUCAGCUACCCCUGCCGGCCUGGCUUCCCGGUGCUCCAGGACUUCUCCCUCUCGCUGCCUCCGGGCAAGACGGUGGCCCUGGUGGGCCAGUCCGGGGGAGGGAAGAGCACGGUCGCCGCGCUGCUGGAGCGCUUCUACGACCCCACGGCCGGCCGGGUGAUGCUGGACGGCUGGGACCUGCGUGUCCUCGACCCCUCCUGGCUGCGGGGCCAGGCUAUUGGCUUCAUCAGCCAGGAGCCGGUCCUGUUCGGCACCACCAUCAUGGAGAACAUCCGCUUUGGGAAGCCGGACGCCACGGACGAGGAGGUGUACGCGGCUGCCCGCGAGGCCAAUGCCCACGAGUUCAUCCUCAGCUUCCCGGAUGGCUACAGCACUGUUGUGGGUGAGCGGGGCGCCACGCUGUCUGGGGGCCAGAAGCAGCGCCUGGCCAUUGCCCGCGCCCUCAUCAAGCAGCCUGCGGUGCUGAUCCUGGAUGAGGCCACCAGCGCGCUGGACACCGAGUCGGAGCGGGUAGUGCAGGACGCCCUGGACCGCGCCAGCGCCGGCCGCACCGUGCUGGUCAUCGCGCACCGGCUCAGCACCAUCCGCGGGGCCCACCGCAUCGUGGUCAUGGCGCACGGCCGCGUCUGUGAGGUGGGCACCCACGAAGAGCUUCUGAAGAAGGGCGGGCUCUACGCGGACCUUGUCCGCAGACAGGCCCUGGACACCCCGCCCCCCGUCUCCCCCCACGACGCCGGGGACCCCCGCCCCGAGUCCUGAGCGCGGCUGGGGCUGAGCCUGAGGCUUCUCCCUGGACACGGAAGCCGGCCACCGCUGGCCAGGGGAGCCCCAGAGCCGCAGCGUGUGCCGACGGGGGGUCUGCAGGGGCACAGGCCUGAGUGUGGCCAGUGCUGACGAGGCCUUGAAGCCACUCCUGGACUCAGCUCCUGCGUGUUGGCCCCGUGGCCGCCCUGGCCCGUGCCAGACACCUGCCGCUCUGGGCUCUGCCAGGCCCACCCAGGUGGACACCUGAGUCGCAGCUAAUCCGACUUGCGCAAGGAGGCCGUGGCCAUCGCCCGCAGACGGAGCACCUGAGGCUGCAUGCACCCAGAAGCGGGGGCCGGCCCUGAGGAUCAGAGGCGCAAUCUCAGAGGCUCCCUGAGGCGGUGUCCCUGGUCAGCACAGGCUUGCUCCAGCCAAGCCCUGCCCCGCGCCCUACCGCUUCUGUGCUCCCAUGGCCCAUCCCACUUGGGUUCUGAUCCAGAACUUUUCCCCCCAUCGACCACGUCCAGAACAAGGACUGUCUGCUGACUCCGAUGUCAGCCGCGUGCCAGAACCGCAGCCUGGGGCACAGGCCCCAGAGCCAGGCCUGGGUUCAGGACCGGGUUCAGGACCGGGGUGCUCAGCUGCUCCAGAGACCAAGGGCCUGGGCUCCGUCAUGGCCACCACUGCCAAAAGCCAAGCGCAGGGCCAGCUCUGGGCCUCGGCUGUUCACUGCACACCUCCCCCGGGGAAGCCGGCCUGGCCUGGCACCUGGGUGUGAGCCCAGCCCCUCCCCCAGGCUGCCUCCGGCAGCCCCAUGCCCAGGAAAGCCACCACGAGCCACGAGCCAGGCCCGUCCAUCCGGUGCUUGACCGCCUGGCACUGCGGCCCGUGACGGGCCCUGAGCCCGGCGGCACCUAAUCUCCAAAGCUCCUUUGAGGAGUUUGAACAGGAUGAUCUGUGUCUGGUACUGAGCCCUUGCGGCUCUCACCUGGAAGCCAGGUGGGCGGCC
Molecule: messenger RNA, 3275 nt
Organism: Sorex fumeus (smoky shrew)
Lineage: Eukaryota; Metazoa; Chordata; Mammalia; Eulipotyphla; Soricidae
Gene: ABCB8
Product: ATP binding cassette subfamily B member 8
Exons: 16
Coding region: 158-2281 (707 amino acids)
Biological process (GO): transmembrane transport
Cellular component (GO): membrane
Molecular function (GO): ATP hydrolysis activity; ABC-type transporter activity; ATP binding
Source: RefSeq, a predicted model, not a curated record